UGACGGUUGGCGGCGCGGUAUUUGUCCCAAUGGCGGAAACUGAAAUUGAGGGUGAAUUGCAAGUCUUCGGGCUUACCGUUGAUGACAGACUUGUUGUUGAGAAACUUAAUAUUUUAAAGGAUAAAUGGGGCUUGAACCCUGUUACGCUUGCUGAGAAGUAUGUAGCAUUUCAAAGAAAUUCUGAUCUUCCCGAUCGCAUUUCACAAAAGAAUGUUGAACUGUUUGAUAGAGAGACUUCAGCUAAGCUUGACGCUGUUAAAAGCAGAACUCCAAAAGCCCAUGUUAACAGGUCUACUAAAAGUUUGUUGACGAAAAACAUGGUUCAAGAACUGUAUGUCUUUGUUUCUGCCACUUAUUUUUCACAGGAUGGCAGCAGAAGUCUGUGUUGAUCAGCGCGAUCUUCUAAGUUCUUACGGAGUCUCGAACUGUUUGCCCGUUAUUACUCCAAAGCGUGUAAUCACUCCAUCUAACAAAGAAAAUGAACCAGAAGUUGUGUCUCAUGCAAACCAAAUCAUAGCUUCAUACCCUACAGAUACAACCGACCUACGUGGUGUUGAAUUGUGUUCGGUUGCGUGGGUUCCAGUUUUACUGUCCACAGGAGCUGAUAGUAGCCGAUAUAUGAAUCAACACGCUCUCGAAAAUGCUGAGAUUCUUGACAAUUGGACAUGGGAAAUCGUCAAACGUGUUUUAAGUUCAUUACCUGAGGAGUUAAUUACUGAAAGUGAUCAAAACACUCUACAAUCAUCCCAAUCUACAAAUCGUGAUUCACUUCAGUCACUGAUAUAUAAAAGUGAUGCUUCACAAUUGUCAAAAACUGAAACUACAGUAUUAGAGCGUACUAUGGUGUUACGACCGGUUUUUUCACGUGUUCAGGCCCCAUCUUUAAUUUCGGGUAGAGUUUCAGUCAAAAUGACAGCUGCUAACAAGGAAUCUAUUGAGUUUUCCCAGAGUGAUGCGAAUCAAAAGCCUGCAACUAAGACUAAAACACGUUUACAAUUAUCAAAUAUUGGACUGAUUGGACUUCGUCGAGUUGAACGAUCAGGGUUUGAAACAGAUGCUGUACAUUUAGAUUUAGGAUUUUCAAAAGAUCUGUCUUGUUAUUCUGUUUACUCAGGUCAGCCACUUUUGAUUCGUGGUGUUAAUCCUACUGGUCAAUCACUGGGUGCAAUGGAAAUUUAUCAGAUACCUGUAUUGAAACCACCGAAUAUUAAUCCGGAUAACUGCUUGGGUAAUUUACACGUUAUGAUCGCUUGUGGUCCGUAUACACUCUCCAACACGCAUGAUCCUACAGGUCUUUUUAAUUUAUUACGCUGUGUUAAACAGUCUAAGCCUAAUGUUCUAAUCCUACUUGGACCAUUUGUUGAUUCAGAACAUCCUAGUAUCCAGUCUUAUUCUGAGACAACAUACGAAGAAUUAUUUCAAUCACGAGUGAAUAGUAUUAGUGAAUGGUGUAAUCAUUUAUCUGUGAAGCUGAUAAUCGUGUCUUCAUGGAGAGAAUUACACCAUGAUCCAGUGUAUCCAACCCCACCGAUUGAUAAAUCAUGGACACAAAAAACACCUGAUCUGUUGUCAUCAUAUGAAAACGUGCUAUUCGCGCCUGACCCUUGUCUCAUUCAAAUUGGCGAUUAUGUUUUCGGUAUUACAUCUGUUGAUGUACUCAAAGAUCUAAGUAGUGAAGAAAUUAGCUCUGGUUGUUCUGGUAGUGAUAGAAUUACACGUUUAUGCCGUCAUAUUCUUGCCUCUGGAUCAUUUUAUCCAGUACAUCCACCUGAUGAUGAUUUACCACUGGAUUAUCCUUUAUGGAAUCAGUUUGCUCAAUUCUCAGUCACUCCGCAUUGUUUAAUUCUACCGUCAAAAUUGCGUCAAUUCGCAAAGAAUGUUGAAGGUAUCCUAUGCAUUAAUCCUGGUUAUGUGUCUAGAGGAGAAGCAUUUGGCAGUUAUGCUGAAAUGGUUGUUAAUAUGAAUGAAUUUACAAAUACAAAUGAAAAUAAUACUGACACCAACAACUCAUCAUCAUAUGUACCUAGUAGCAGCAGCAGCAGUAGUGAUCUGUCAUCCCAGGCUUCCGAUACCAGCAUAUGUGGUCGCACAUCUGUCUUGAUCAAGCGCAUUUAGAUUUUAUGUGGGAAAAUUCUUUUCUUAUUUGUUUGUUUAUUUAUCUAUUUUAUUAAACUUUUAUGCUCGUUUUCCUUUUUCCUUUUCUAAUUCAAUGUGUAUGGUAUAUGUCAGAUUGCCUUACUUUUAUAAUCAAUCUUUUUUUUUAAAAAUUUCACUGUAUUCUAACUGUGAAUAUAUAUUUUUGUAGGAAAUUGUUCAAAA
Molecule: messenger RNA, 2319 nt
Organism: Trichobilharzia szidati
Lineage: Eukaryota; Metazoa; Platyhelminthes; Trematoda; Strigeidida; Schistosomatidae
Source: the annotation of a GenBank genome assembly